This is a messenger RNA of Nyctereutes procyonoides (raccoon dog), 1992 nucleotides long. RefSeq names its product growth arrest-specific protein 6-like. Gene Ontology annotation, molecular function: calcium ion binding. The record is from RefSeq and is a predicted model, not a curated record. NCBI's taxonomy places the organism in Eukaryota, Metazoa, Chordata, Mammalia, Carnivora, Canidae.
AUGGAGGUUAAAGAACAUCCUACUAAGUCUAAGUCCUACUUAGACUGCAUUACUAAGCAUGGAUCUCCGUACACAAAGAGCCCAGAGUUUGUUACAUGUGUUCAAAAUCUCCCUGACCAGUGUUCCCCGAACCCCUGCACCGAGGGGACACAAGUCUGCCAAGACCUUAUGGGCAACUUCUAUUGCCAGUGCCGAGCCGGCUGGGGGGGGCGGCUCUGCGACAGAGAUGUCAACGAGUGUGGCCAGCAGAACGGGGGCUGCAACCACAUCUGUUUCAACAAGCCGGGCAGCUUCCACUGUGCCUGCUACAGCGGCUACGCGCUCUCCCAUGAUGGCAGGACCUGCCAAGACGUGGAUGAGUGUGCAAAUGGAGCUGCCUGCGGGGAGGCGCACUGCCAGAACCUGCCUGGCUCCUACUCCUGCCUCUGUGAUGAGGGCUACGCAUUCAGCUCCCAGGAGAAGGCCUGCCGAGAUGGAGAGUGUGCGGAGGGACGCUGUGAGCAGGCCUGCAUCAACUCCCCAGGGGGAUACAGCUGCCACUGUGAUGGAUGUGGAGGCCUCAAGCUGUCCCCAGACAUGAACACCUGUGAGGAUAUUUUGCCCUGCAUGCCUUUCAAUGUGGCCAAAAGCAUGAAGUCCUUGCACCUGGGUCGCAUGUUCAGCAGAACACCCGUGAUCAGACUGCGCUUCAAAAGGCUACAGCCCACCAGGCUGGUCACCGAAUUCGACUUCAGGACCUAUGACCCUGAAGGCGUCCUCUUCUUUGCUGGAGGCCAUCAGGACAGUACCUGGAUCGUGCUGGGCCUGCGGGCUGGCCUGCUGGAACUGCAGCUCCGCUACCAUGGUGUCGGCCGUGUCACCAGCAGUGGGCCUGUCAUCAACCACGGCACAUGGCAGAUGAUCUCCGUGGAAGAGCUGGAUCGGAAUCUGGUCAUCGAAGUGAACAAAGACGCUGUCAUGAAGAUCGCGGUGGCCGGGGAUCUGUUUCAGCUGGACAGAGGGUUGUACCACCUGAACCUUACCGUGGGAGGCAUUCCCUUCAAAGAGAAGGACUUGGUCCAGCCUAUAAACCCCCGCCUGGAUGGCUGUAUGAGGAGCUGGAACUGGCUGAAUGGUGAAGACACCACCAUCCAAGAGACUGUAAAAGCAAACCCCAAGAUGCAGUGCUUCUCUGUGACGGAGAAAGGGUCCUUCUACCCUGGGAGCGGGUUUGCCUUCUACAGCCUGGAUUACACUCGGACCUCGCUGGACGUCGGCACUGAAGCAACCUGGCAGAUAGAGGUCAUGGCUUGGAUCCGCCCCGCCACUGACACGGGAGUGCUGCUUGCGCUGGUGGCUGGUGACCACGUAGUGGCCCUCUCCGUGGCCCUGGUUGACUACCACUCCACCAAGAAACUCAAAAAGCAGCUGGUCAUCCUGGCUGUGGAGAGUGUCACCCUGGCCCUGAUGGAGAUGAAGGUGUGUGACGGCCAGGAGCACCAAGUGGCCGUGUCUGUGCGGAAGGAUGAGGCCACCCUGGAGGUCGACGGCACCAAGAGCCAGAGCGAAGUGAGUUCUGCGGGACUGCGGGAGAGCCUGGCCGUGCUUGGGAGACACCUGCAGGGCUCCGUGCUCACCUUCGUCAGGGGACUGCCAGAUGUGCCUGUGACCUCAGCGCCAGUCACGGCUUUCUACCGUGGCUGUAUGACGCUGGAGGUCAACCAGAAGGCGCUGGAACUGGACGAGGCCACCUACAAGCACAGUGACAUCAUGUCCCACUCCGGCCCCCUGGUCGAGCAGGAAGACGGGAGGCCUGUCUCCCCAACCCACCACAUGAGCAGCUCUGGACACCGCACUCCCACAGGCCGAGCUUCCUUCCAGACUGCUUUCUGCCUUGUAACAUACAUGUAUAUAGCUGAGGGUACUGCUGUUAGCCACCAAAGCCACAGCCCCGACCCCGGAUCACCCUCCAUGUGGAGGACUGGCACAUGCCAGAGCAGACCCAGGGAAUAG